Aphanomyces astaci is the source of this 336-nucleotide messenger RNA. RefSeq lists its product as hypothetical. The transcript has a single exon. NCBI's taxonomy places the organism in Eukaryota, Oomycota, Saprolegniomycetes, Saprolegniales, Verrucalvaceae. The coding region runs from base 1 to 336 and encodes 111 amino acids. The record is from RefSeq and is a predicted model, not a curated record.
AUGCUGGUGGGGACCUUCAUUCGUGACCGUGGCGUCACACGAACCCGCACAGUUGCCAAAGAUGUCUUGUCAUACCUCCUGGACAACAAGAUCGUUGCAGUUGCCUCUGGAUCGCCCAAGGACUACGCGUCCUGCCUGCGCUCGAUCCAAGCCUUACUUGUUAAGGAAGGUUAUGCACUGGAAAAGCAAUCGGGGCCGACGGAAUAUCGAAUGUCGAAAGCGCAUGAGGAUGCCAGAGACGACUACGUGGUCAUGAUGGUGCCUACCGUGACGAUGGUGCCCCGGCGACCUGUUAUUUACUUGGAUGAGAGCUUCAUUCAUCACCAUUACACCUGA